UUUUCUCAAUGAGAAUAGUUGAUGAGACGCAUUCUUCAAGUCAUAAAAAUGCUUUUGAUUUGUAUUUUGGCGUUGCCUGCUUUUACAGUGGCUCUUCCUGUUAGAAGCACCGCAGGAGACUCUACAUGUGGAUACAGUGCAUGCCAUGCUACCAAACCAGGAUACAUUAAUGUUCAUAUAAUACCUCACUCCCAUGAUGAUGUGGGAUGGCUAAAAACAGUUGAUCAGUACUAUUAUGGACUCAAGCAGGAUGUGCAAGUGGCUAAAGUGAAGGACAUAAUUGACACAGCACUGGAUGAACUCAAGAAGAAUUCUGACAGGAGAUUCAUUUAUGUUGAAACAGCUUUUCUUUGGAAGUGGUGGCUACAAAAUGAUGAAGACAGGCGACAGUUAAUGACAGACCUUAUUAACUCAGGACAGCUGGAAAUCAUUGGAGGUGCCUGGAGUAUGAAUGAUGAAGCAGCCAGUAAUUACCAGUCUAUAAUUGAUCAGUUUACAUUUGCCCUCAGGAAGCUGAAUGAUACAUUUGGGGCAUGUGGCCGGCCCCAUGUAGGAUGGCAGAUUGACCCAUUUGGACAUUCCAGAGAGAUGGCAUCCAUUUUUGCUCAGCUUGGGUAUGAUGGUGUCUUCUUUGCAAGAUCAGACUAUCAAGACCGUCAGAGGCGAUACCAGACAAGGAACUCAGAGAUGAUAUGGCAAGGCAGUGCUAAUCUUGGAACAUCAUCCAGACUAUUUGCAGCAACUUUUAACAACUCCUAUUACCCACCAAGUGGAUUUUGUUUUGACAGCAACUGUGCUCAACUGCCGAUCAUUGAUGAUCCACAAAAUCCUUUGUACAAUGUGGACACUAAAGUAUCAGAAUUCAUCGCAUAUAUACAGGAACAAGCAUUUUAUAUGAAGACUGAUCAUGUCCUUGUCACAAUGGGAGGAGAUUUCCAUUAUCAGGAAGCUGCAUCUUGGUUUGUCAGUCUGGACAAGUUAAUAAAGUAUGUGAAUGAACAGCAGGCACAAGGAAGUACAUUACAUGUAUUAUACUCAACACCAUCAUGCUACCUAAAGGCUGUGAACGAUGCAAAUGAAGUAUGGGAACUGAAAGAAGAUGAUUUCUUUCCUUAUGCCAGUGAUUCCCAUGAGUAUUGGACAGGCUAUUUCACAUCAAGGCCAACUAGCAAGUAUUUUGAGAGAAAAGGAAAUAAUUUUCUUCAGAUAUGCAAACAGCUGUAUGCUUUAGCAGAUGUUGAAGACACAUACAGUGAGGACUUACAGAAAUUACAAGAAAUAAUGGGAGUUUAUCAGCAUCAUGAUGCCAUUACAGGGACAGAAAAACAGAAUGUGUGUGAUGAUUACAAUCUCAUGCUUUAUGAUGGAUUUCAGCAUUGUGGAAAAAUUAUUGACAGGGCUUUAAAUAAGAUAUCUGCAAGAGGUGACUCCACACUUUCAUUCUCAUCAUGCCUCCUCAGCAACAUAAGUCAGUGUGAUAUAUCUGAGACUUCAUUGAAUUUUGUAGUGACAGUAUAUAAUCCUUUAAGCCAAGCAACAUCCUACUAUGUCCGUAUUCCUGUGCAAGAUGGUACAUAUUCUGUGAAAGAUGGAAAUGGUAAUGAGCAGAUAAUACAGUUGGUGCCAAUACCAGAUGCUAUUUACAAAGUUCCUGGAAGAGACAGUAAUGCAACACAAGAAAUUGUCUUUCAAGCCACUGAUGUUCCAGCACUGGGGUAUCGCUCAUACUAUGUGUCUAGUACAAGACAAGAAAGAAGUUAUUUAAACACUGUGUCAGAAAAUGCAACAUCCAUUGGAAAUAAUUACUUGCAGGUAAUUUUACAUGAAACUCAAGGGACUGUAAAGUCUGUAAUAAUCAAUGGAACAGAGUUGCCACUUAGCCAGAAUUUUUACUACUAUGAAGGAUGGGCAGGAACUAAUGCUGGAACUGAUGACAGAUCAUCUGGUGCUUACAUUUUCCGACCAAUAGGAUCCGAAGCAACCGUGGUGUCUGGAAUUGCAACAGUCAAAAUAUACAAAGGUGAUCUUGUGGAAGAAGUGCAUCAAACCCUUAGUGACUGGAUCAGCCAAGUUAUCAGGGUAUAUAAAACUGAAAAACACAUUGAAUUUGAAUGGCUGGUUGGACCUGUUCCCACUGAGGAUAUGAAAGGAAAAGAAAUAAUUUCCCGUUUUAAUACAAACCUGGUCAAUAAUGAAACAUUUUACACUGACUCGAAUGGGCGAGAAAUGAUAAAGAGGCGAGUUAAUUACCGAUCAACAUGGGAUUAUGUUGUAGAAGAACCUGUCUCAGGAAAUUAUUAUCCUAUAACAUCCAAAAUAGUAAUAAAGGAUGAGAACAAGGGCCUAGAAAUGGCAAUUCUGAAUGACAGAGCACAGGGCGGUUCCAGCCUUCGAAAUGGUGAAAUCGAACUAAUGGUCCAUCGUAGGCUACUCCGUGAUGAUGGUAUGGGAGUUGCAGAAGCAUUACAAGAAGAAGCAUUUGGCAAGGGUUUAGUUGCCAGAGGUAAGCACUGGCUGUUAGUGGGCAACAUAACAAGGAGUGAUGGUUGUAGUCUGGCAUGUCAAGAACGUAAAGUGGCUGAGAAGAAACUCCUGUCUCCUUGGGUUCUGCUUAGUAAUGCUGACAAUACACCAUUCACAGAAUGGACAAAUUCUCAUGAAACUCAGUUCUCAGGUCUGAGACAAGAACUUCCCCAAAAUGUGAAGAUAUUAACAUUGGAACCGUGGAAAGACACCUCACUGCUACUACGCUUGGAGCAUAUGCUGGAAAAAGAAGAAGACACAAAUUUAUCUCAGCCUGCAACAAUAAACCUGGAGGCUCUAUUUGCACCAUUCAGUAUCUCAUCUAUUAGAGAGACAACGCUGGGUGGAAACCAGUGGCUGGAGGACAACACACGGUUGAUAUGGAUCGACGAAGAGGGAACUGCAUCAACCACUAGACAGUCCAAGGGAGACAUACCUAACGUAACACUGGAGCCCAUGGAAAUACGCACAUUUGUAAUAGAAAUUGAUCGUCAAAAGGCAUCCCAUACACAGCUCUGAGGAAAUUUCUCCAGAAAACCUAAAAAUAAAAUGUAUUGUUAAUUAAAGUGAUCAAUACUGAAUAUUUUUCCUCAUUUAUUCUGUGCUACAUCAAAUGUCAUCUGGAAGUAGAAAAAUGAACAAAAUAAGAAUAUUAUAUAUUGCCUGUAACAAAACUUCAAAAACAUUCUAUAGAGAAGGAACUGACAGGAGCCAAUGGUACGAAGUUCAACUAUAGCAGUUAAUAACAGAAGUUUUAUAAGAGAUGUGUAGGUAUCAUUUUUAAAUAUAUCCACUACAACAUUGCAGUUGAAGAUCUCUACAUAGAUACUGAGUACUUAGAUAAUUUGGAUUUGACAUACACCAUAAAAGAAACAUUUAUCCACGUUUAGAU
Schistocerca gregaria is the source of this 3415-nucleotide messenger RNA. RefSeq names its product lysosomal alpha-mannosidase-like. Bases 22 to 3042 code for a protein of 1006 amino acids. Gene Ontology annotation, cellular component: lysosome. Gene Ontology annotation, molecular function: alpha-mannosidase activity; carbohydrate binding. The transcript is spliced from 17 exons. Lineage: Eukaryota; Metazoa; Arthropoda; Insecta; Orthoptera; Acrididae. The record is from RefSeq and is a predicted model, not a curated record. Gene Ontology annotation, biological process: mannose metabolic process.